Molecule: messenger RNA, 294 nt
Organism: Chondrus crispus (carragheen)
Lineage: Eukaryota; Rhodophyta; Florideophyceae; Gigartinales; Gigartinaceae
Exons: 1
Coding region: 1-294 (97 amino acids)
Source: RefSeq, a predicted model, not a curated record
AUGGUGGCCUACUCAUCCUGCUACUUUCCUAAAAUCAAAUCCCAUUGCCUAUUCAUCCCCAUACUUCCCUUAUCCUAUUUGCCUACUUCCCCGACCCUCCCCUACCCUUCGUCGAGCCUUGUCCGCUGCGGCCUUUCUUCACGUCCGGGCUGUUGCUGGGGGAGUUAUUUUUGUCCUUGCUUCCGCUUGCCCCUGUUCUAUCCGGACUUCUGUCGUUUCGGCCGCGCUUAUUCUGCAUCUUUUCGUUUUUCAAUCUGUCUAGGAACGCCCGAGCUUCAUCCCUUUCUUUCGUGA